Sipha flava (yellow sugarcane aphid) is the source of this 3729-nucleotide messenger RNA. RefSeq names its product transmembrane and TPR repeat-containing protein CG4050 (gene Tmtc3). The coding region runs from base 498 to 3176 and encodes 892 amino acids. The record is from RefSeq and is a predicted model, not a curated record. NCBI's taxonomy places the organism in Eukaryota, Metazoa, Arthropoda, Insecta, Hemiptera, Aphididae. The transcript has 16 exons. Gene Ontology annotation, biological process: protein O-linked glycosylation via mannose. Gene Ontology annotation, molecular function: mannosyltransferase activity; protein binding. Gene Ontology annotation, cellular component: endoplasmic reticulum.
CGGCGGCGGCAGUCCUCGUACGAACCCCACCACAUUCGGGUCGUCACUAUGAGUUCGCAGCCCGAGAAACGUUACCACAACCGCAGUCUCGUUCCCGUGUCAACCGCGAUCGCUCCGUCUUCGUAGGUAACCGCGUGGUGAACUGCACGGCGGACCGGGGAAUAAAAGAUGUCGACGAACAAGACGACGAUCGGUAGCAGUGUGUCAGCCGAACGCUCCGUCGUCCACCGUUCGCGACCGGUAUAAACACCGGGGCCGCGGUGUUUUCCAUUUUACGAUAUUUUGUUUUUUGAUAUUUUUUUUCCACUUCCGUACCGCGCGAGUGUGUUCGGCGAGUCUCAAACGACGUACUGAAUAAAUAUUACAAUCGUGUACUUCGCAUCGCGUUUCCGUGUCCGUUCCGUGGUUCGACGACGGCGACCGGACCGUCUCACCAGACAUGAUCGCGCGGACCCCGUCACCGUGAGCUGAUCCACGAAAUCUAAAGUAAAAGCAAAAUGGCUUCUGUGUUGGCCGUGUCAUCAGUAAUAUUCUUAACAUGCUUGUCAUGUUACUAUAACAGCCUACACUGUGACUUUGUUUUUGAUGAUAUCAGUGCUAUUAAGGAUAACCGAGAUUUGAAACCUCAAACUCCAGUGUGGAACAUAUUUUACAAUGAUUUUUGGGGCACACCAAUGUACAAGGAGCAAAGUCAUAAGUCAUAUCGACCUUUAACAGUUUUAACAUUCAGAUGGAAUUACAUGAUCCAUCAGUUGGAACCCAUGGGAUAUCAUCUUGUAAACAUAUUACUACAUGCCAUAACAAGUGUUCUCUACUAUAGGGUCUGUCAUACAAUACUAGCAUCCGAGUUCACUAGCUUUAUGGCUGCUAUGCUUUUUGCUAUUCAUCCCAUACAUACUGAGGCCGUAACCGGCGUAGUGGGACGAGCAGAAACACUUUCAUCUGUGUUUUACUUACUUGCAUAUUUAUUUUAUACAGAAGCAACUAAAAGAAAAAAAUAUUUUGGAUGGAAGCCUUUAACACUUUCCGUAGUGUGUUUGAGCGUAGCCAUGCUAUGUAAAGAACAAGGAAUUACAAUAGCCGGGGUUUGUGUUCUUUAUGAAGUUUUCGUCGCACAAAAGAUUAGGCCGAAAGAUCUGAUGAACUCGUUCAAGUUAUCAGUGGCCGCUACUAGUCACCACUCAGUCACCAACGGAACUAGUGGUGGAGGAGGUGGUUCACCAAAAACCACCACCGGAAACUCUGCUUCCAUCUCGGCUGGGUUACAGGCCAUUCCUUCGGAUGCGGUCAAACGGUUAGCAUUCCUGUUAUUGUCUACGUGUGCUUUACUAGCAUUUCGACUGAAAAUCAUGGGCUCCAAGUUGCCUGUAUUUACCAGGUUCGACAACCCAGCCAGUGUGUCGGAAUGGCCAGCAAGACAGCUGACUUAUAACUAUCUGGUGAGCAUCAAUGCGUGGUUACUGAUAUUUCCGUGUGACUUGUGCUGUGAUUGGACAAUGGGUACCAUACCGCUAGUCGAGUCCACUUCAGAUCCCAGAAAUUUAGCUACCUUAGCUACGUACUCCGUGAUCGCCGCUCUUGUGUACACUGUUUUUACCACGUCCAAUCGGAUUAAACGUGUCGUCGUCAUUAUGAGUUUGGGAUUGACCAUUCUACCGUUUCUCCCUGCGUCAAACAUGUUUUUUCCAGUAGGAUUCGUUGUAGCCGAACGAGUCUUAUAUAUGCCAUCGAUGGGGUUGUGCAUGCUCGUCGCUUACGGCUUAGGACUCGUAAUGGACAGAUGCAAAUCCCGAAUCAUUUGGGCGGCCAUCUGUCUCCUGAUAAUCACUUACAUGAUGAAAACGUACUCUAGGAACUGGGACUGGUCUUCCGAAUACACGAUUUUCACAUCCGGGUUAAAAGUGAACAAACUAAACGCCAAGCUGUACAACAACGUUGGACAUGCACUGGAAGCGGAAAACCGUUUUCAAGACGCACUUGUGUACUUUCAAAAAGCCGUCAGUGUACAACACGAUGACAUUGGAGCUCACAUAAAUGUCGGACGCACGUACAACCAUUUAAAAAUGUACAAGGAAGCCGAACACGCUUACUUGAAGGCUAAAUCAUUGCUUCCCAAAGCCAAACCAGGCGAGUCGUACCAGGCUCGUAUAGCUCCUAACCAUCUAAACGUCCUACUGAAUUUAGCCAAUCUAAUAGCUAAAAAUCAGACACGCCUGGAAGAAGCAGAUAUGCUUUACCGGCAAGCCAUAAGCAUGCGAUCUGAUUACACGCAAGCUUACAUUAACCGUGGUGACGUUUUGCUCAAGCUCAACAGAACGAAAGAAGCGCAAGAAGUAUACGAAAGAGCGUUGUUUUACGAUACAGACAACCCAGACAUAUAUUAUAAUCUGGGAGUGGUGCUUUUGGAACAGGGUAAACAUUCACAAGCAUUAGCUUACUUAGACAAAGCUUUAGAGUUUGAUCCAGACCAUGAACAGGCAUUACUCAACUCAGCUAUAUUACUUCAAGAGUUGGGACAGGCCAACUUAAGGAAACUGGCUGAAAAAAGACUGCUCAGGCUUCUAUCGAACGGCCAAAAAAAUGAACGGGUUUUUUUCAACUUGGGUAUGCUGGCAAUGGACGAGGGUGACGUACCUGCCGCGGAGCAUUGGUUUCGGCAGGCGAUCCUUAUUAAAGAAGAUUUCCGAGCUGCUUUGUUCAAUCUAGCCCUGUUGCUAGCCGAUGACCACAGACCUCUACAAGCAGCUCCAUUUCUUAAUCAGUUGGUCAGGUUCCAUCCGGAUCACGUCAAAGCUUUGAUACUACUCGGUGAUAUCUAUAUCAAUAAUAUCAAGGACCUUGACGCAGCCGAAAACUGCUACCAAAGAAUCUUACAAUUGGAUCCUGACAACACACAAGGAAUGCAUAAUCUCUGUGUGGUGUACGUAGAACGCGGUCUGCUAAAAGAGGCUGAAACUUGUUUACAAAAAGCUCACCUGAUGGCACCACACGAAGACUAUAUAGUAAAACAUUUAAAAAUCGUGCAAAACCGCUUACAGGCCAAACAGACUUCCGAUCAGCUCAAUCAGGAAAGUCGACCGGAUUCUAAGGAAGUUCGUAAAACUGAAAAAGACACGACUCGACCGGAUACCAAUCUGAAGUCCGAUACUAAACCAUCGACACUUUCACUAUCAUAAACUCUAAUAAUUUUGGUUAAAAUAUAAAUAGAUAUAUAUUUUUUUUUAGUUAGUCCUAUAUAACUCACUGUUUUUGUAUAUUUUAUAUGUACUGAUUUUUUUUUUCAAUUCUCUUAUAACAUUCCAACUAAGACGAUAAAGUGACAAAUAUUUUACAUAUUUUAAACCUCAAUUAAAUUUUAUUCAAUACUUAAAAUGGUUUCUCAAACUAAAUCUCAUUAUGAUGAUACUACUUAAAAUGAACUUUUUAAAGUUGGCCAAUAUGAUGUAAUUCGGUCAUUAAAAUGGCAGAGCUAUAAUUUAAAACAUAAUUUUAAACAUUUUAAAACAGUAUAUUUACCCUGGACAAUAGUCUACCAAGAAAAAGUAACCACCUGUGACACUAAGUUCAACCUGGUGAUCAUACAUGUUGGAACUGCCUCCGUAGGCUACUCGGCUGCUCCAAUCCUUCAUAAGCCUUCAUCGGUAAUACUCCUAGUCAAAAAAAUGUUAUAUAUUUCAAUUGAGAAAAAAAAUUACUCAGUAAAUAAUUAGAUAUAUUUUUAUCUUAAAU